AUGGAGUUAGAGCAUGGUGGCAUUAGAUUUCCCACGGGAACAAUCUUUUGCUUCUCUGGUGGUCCCAUAUAUCUCUCCCUUAAGAAUCUGAAUAUGUCCUACACAUUUCAGGGCUUUCCUGGUGGCUCAGAUGGUAAAGAAUUUGUCUGCAAUGCAGGGGACCCAGGUUCAAGAUCCCCUGGAGAAGGGAAUGGCAAGCCACUCCAGUAUUCUUGCCUGGAGCAUCCCAUGGACAGAGGAGCCUGGGGGGCUGCAUUCCAUGGGGUUGCAGAGUUGGAUACAACUGAGCAACUAACACACACUGGUGGUCCCAGGGUUUUUCCUGGUUCGCUUGCUUUGUGUCGUAUUAGCCCCCUCAGAGUACCUUCAUGGCAGUCAACCCCCAUUCCUCUCACUAAGGACCAAUCCCGAGGCCUGAGCCUCCACACCCAGCCCCUGCUUGCCACAAGCGUGACAGCCACGUGCGAUCUCAGUGGUGAAGUUUCUCCAUUUUGCCUUCGGCACACCUGUCUCGCUGUGCUUCCCUCUGAGGUUCUGAAGCUCCCCUCCCCUGACCUUGCUUGUGAGGGGUUUUCCUAG
Molecule: messenger RNA, 579 nt
Organism: Rangifer tarandus platyrhynchus (Svalbard reindeer)
Lineage: Eukaryota; Metazoa; Chordata; Mammalia; Artiodactyla; Cervidae
Source: the annotation of a GenBank genome assembly